AUGUACGAAAUUGGAAGUGAAAUUGAAGUUGUUGUUGAUUCGGAUGGGGAAACUGAAGUGGAAGACAGUCCGCGUACUAGUUGGAGGAAUACUUAUAUGGGAAAAAUAAGUAGAGGAUUUUAUGAAAAUGAUAAACAAGACUUGGAAAAGUUGAAUGGAGAAAGAGCAAAUAAAGUUGAUUCUGAUGGAGAAAAGUUCAGCGAUGAUAAGGAUUCUGGAACAAAAACUGAAGUAGAUGACCAAGAUGUUGCAACAGGAAGGGAAAUGGAAAAAGGAGUUGAAACAGCAAAAGGUGUAGAUACGGCAAAAAUUGUUGAUUUGAAAGAAGAAAGUAAAGAAGUAAUUGUUGAAGAGAAGAAAGAAGAAACGAAAAAAGUAAUGGAUGAGCAAAGUAAUUAUGACACAAAAAUAAGUAGUGAAGAACAGAGUACAGAAAGUACUGCUACUAAAAGAAGUGAAGAACAAAGUACUGAUACACGAACAAUUACUUUAGAUCAGAGUAGUGAGGAAACGACAGAAGAGGAAGUUAACGAUAAUAAUGAUAAGGAAAGUAAAGAAGUAAUAGGUGUGGAUGAACAAAGUAAUUAUGAUACAAAUAAUAAAAAAUAA
Meloidogyne enterolobii is the source of this 609-nucleotide messenger RNA. Lineage: Eukaryota; Metazoa; Nematoda; Chromadorea; Rhabditida; Meloidogynidae. The record is from the annotation of a GenBank genome assembly.